Messenger RNA from Diospyros lotus (date-plum), 4040 nucleotides. Its product is annotated as DENN domain and WD repeat-containing protein SCD1. The record is from RefSeq and is a predicted model, not a curated record. Gene Ontology annotation, molecular function: protein binding. The transcript is spliced from 31 exons. Gene Ontology annotation, cellular component: cytoplasmic vesicle. Lineage: Eukaryota; Viridiplantae; Streptophyta; Magnoliopsida; Ericales; Ebenaceae. Gene Ontology annotation, biological process: regulation of Rab protein signal transduction. The coding region runs from base 282 to 3899 and encodes 1205 amino acids.
AUUGAAUGUGAUCCCAAUGAUAUUUCGGAUCCGCACCAGGGUUUCAUAUGUUCCCUUAACCAAAUAGCAUCUCGACAUCUGCAUUUUCAACGAGUUUUCAAGUUCAAACUCAGAUUUUCUGGGAAGCGAAGGUGAAACACCAAAGAUGUCGAUCAAUUCGCGAGUCACUAUCAGUUUGAGCAGAGAUGGAGACCGGUAAAAUUCCAAGUUCCGAGGUAGAAAUCUGACAAUUCAAGAAGCUAACUGUUCUAGGGUUGUGAGGGAGGCAGAGAGGAUCCAGAAUGAGUCGGAUCUUCGAGUACUUUGUCGUGUGCGGGUUGGGCCCCGAGAUCCGAACGCUGGAUGGAAACAAAGGCUUCCACGGCAGCGGGGUGAUGUACUUGCCGUCUCUUCUUGAUCAGUACCCUCCACUCAAUCACUCUCUCUACCCUCCUCCGCCUCCCCAACUUCCCACUUGUGUUCUGCCAGCUGGUGUGGAGUUAUACACUUCGGGCUUCAAUCCUACUGACUUCUCAACCUUUCCUCGAAGUUAUCCUAUUGUUUUGACUGAGGGUGAUGGAUCUAAAAUUUAUGUGAGUUGCAUUUCUUUUCGGGAUCCAGUCUGCGAGGAUAUUGCUGAAGCUUAUCACAUCCCUGCAAAUUCGUUUGCUGAUAAAUGUAUCUGCCUUGUCUCACGUGCUCCUAGUUUUGGUAUCCUCCGGGAUGCAUUGGAGGAACUAUUUGCCCUUUGCUUCUCACCUGAUGGAAGUAGGCAACCAUUAUGGGGUGUUAUAGCAAGCCUGGUGUCCUCUGUGCCUCUUCCAACUCCUGGAAAAGAUCGAGUCUUAUUUGCUAUUGAGAAUAGCCUGCUAGCUGUUGAAGUGCCAUCAAAGGAUGGGCUCCCACAUGCUGAUAUAUCAUUUCAGCCACUGGUGCAGUGCUUGGAUGUUGACAAUUUCCUUAAUCUUUUUACUGCUGUGUUACUUGAAAGGAGGAUUCUGCUCCGGUCAAACAAAUACUCUCUCUUAACUUUAGUAUCUGAGGCCCUGUGUCAUUUGAUAUAUCCAUUUCGUUGGCAGCAUGUCUACAUUCCAUUACUAUUUUUCAGUGGAGUAGACUACAUUGAUGCUCCUACACCAUAUAUGAUGGGUCUCCAUUCAGGCGUGGAUACUUUUGGUCUGACCAUGGAUGGUGUAGUUGUUGUGGACCUUGAGCAUAAUCGCAUCACCACAUCAGAGGAAAUUCCUCCUAUACCAGAGCCAGAAUUAAGUUCUUUACGUACUGAGAUAAUGAAGCUGUUGUAUCCAAAUGUUGUUGGGAUAGAUGAAUUGAAGGCUAGCUUUGGGGGUUCUUCUGAGCAGUGCCCGAGAGUCAGCAGCAAGCCUUGGGGAGAAGAUCAUGAUCUCCAACUUAGGUUUAUAUUUCUCAAGUUUUUUGCAUCAGUUUUAGGUGGCUACCGCAAUUUCAUAGAAAAUACUGCAACUCAAGUGUUCAACUCUCAAGCAUUUUUGAAGAAGCGUUCUCGGUUAACCAACCAACCACCAGAGCCAAUGAUUUCACAGUUUUUAGACUCUCAGGGUUUCUUGGAUUAUUUAGAAAGAGGUCUGGGGUCUGAGGAAAACGGUAACAAUCUGCUUGACAAAUUACAAGAUGCCAUUGGGAGAGGUCAAAAUCCACUAUCAAUUCUCCCCUCACCUUUGACAGAACCAGAGAUUGUAACUAUAUCGGACUCAGAUGCUGGAACAUCAGGAUCAGGUGCCAGAUAUAAUUAUGACAGAUUUCCUUCAAACAUUAGAACAGAAGAGCAGGAGGAAAAGAGGAGGCAGAUUCUAGCUGCAGCUAGUGGAGCUCUCAGUCCACCUUCAAUGCUCGUGGUUAAGGACCCCAAGGCAGAAAGUUUAAGUCCAAGGGAGAGGGCUGCUGAACGAGAGCGCAUGGUUUUAGACAUAAAAGUGAAGCUGCAGGGUCUAUGGUUGCGCCUAUUGAAACUGGGAGCUACUGACGAUCCUCUUUCGUCCUUUGAAUAUGGAACAAUCCUUGCUUUGAUUGAGUCUGAUGCAGAAGGGAUUGGUGGCAGUGGCUUUGUUGAAUGCAUAAGGGAGCACAUACAUUCAGGGUGGCCUGGACAAUUGACUGAGGAGCAGUUUAUUGCAGUUAAAGAAUUGCUGAAAACGGCUAUAAGUCGUGCUACCUCUCGGAAUGACAUGGCAACUGUCAGAGAUGGGCUUGAAGUGUCUGCUGAAAUGUAUAAAAAAGAUACCAAUAACGUUUCAGACUAUGUUCAGCGUCAUCUUCGCUCUCUUUCCAUCUGGGAGGAGUUGCGGUUUUGGGAUGGAUAUUUCGACUAUCUCAUCGAUAGCUCAUCAAACAAGUCGGCCAAUUAUGCAACAUUGGUGACAACACAGCUAAUAUUAGUGGCAUCUCACAUGGCUGGAUUGGGGCUUCCUGAUACUGAUGCUUGGUACACCAUUGAAACAAUUGCAGAGAAGAACAACAUAGGAUACAAGCAAAUUAUAAAACUCAGGGGAUUCCUGUCACAUAUGCAGCAAAUAUAUAUAAGAUAUUGGGGAAUUCAUUCCUUGAAGGUGCAAUCUGUGUCACCCUACGGGUUGUCCUCUCCGCGUCCACAAGAUGCCAAUAAUGACAACCAGCAACCAGCUGAGGCUUCUGGUGUUGGAAGGAGCUGGGUGCAGAGCAUGUUUAGUAGGGAUACGUCAAUAAGAGCAAACUCUUUUAGUCGUGUUCGGAAAUGGAGUUCGGAUAGUGGAAGCUUAGCGGCAAAUGAAAAUGGGACUAAACAAGAUUCAGCUGCUGUUGGACAAAAGAAAAUGCAAACAAAUGUUCGCCUACUUAGAGGUCAUACUGGUGCUGUUACUGCUCUACAUAGUGUAACCAGGAGAGAGGUGUGGGAUUUGGUGGGUGACCGUGAAGAUGCAGGUUUCUUUAUCAGUGGAAGCACUGAUUGCUUGGUAAAGAUUUGGGAUCCUAGUCUUCGUGGUUCUGAACUCAGGGCAACUUUAAAAGGACAUACAGGAACUGUCCGGGCAAUAAGUUCUGAUCGAGGAAAGGUGGUUUCAGGUUCUGAUGAUCAGUCUGUGAUAGUGUGGGAUAAACAAACAACUCAGCUUCUAGAAGAACUGAAGGGCCAUGAUGCACAGGUCACCUGUGUACGAAUGCUGUCAGGGGAACGGGUUCUUACUGCUUCUCAUGAUGGAACCUUAAAAAUGUGGGAUGUAAGAACUGAUACUUGUGUCGCCACUGUUGGUCGAUGUACAAGUGCUGUUAUCUGCAUGGAAUAUGAUGAUUCCACUGGAAUACUAGCUGCUGCUGGUAGAGACGUGGUUGCAAACAUUUGGGACAUCCGUGCUGGCAAACAGAUGCACAAGCUUUUAGGCCACACAAGAUGGAUUCGGUCAAUUAGAAUGGUUGGAGACACUUUAGUUACUGGGAGUGAUGAUUGGACAGCACGAAUGUGGUCUGUUUCUCGGGGAACAUGUGAUGCCAUUUUAGGUUGCCAUGCUGGUCCAAUUCUAUGUGUUGAGUACUCAAUGGCAGACAAAGGAAUAAUAACAGGUUCAACUGAUGGUUUUGUCCGGUUCUGGGAAAAUGAGGAGGGAGGAAUAAGAUGUGUGAAGAAUGUUACUGUUCAUGCUGCUUCAAUAUUAUCUAUAAAUGCUGGGGAGCACUGGUUGGGUAUUGGAGCAGCUGAUAAUUCAAUGUCUCUUUUCCAUCGUCCUCAAGAGAGAUUUGGUGGUUUGUCUAGUGCCGGUUCAAAAAUGGCUGGGUGGCAACUCUACAGAACGCCUCAGAAGACAGUUGCAGUGGUACGGUGUGUGGCUUUGGACCUUGAACGGAAAAGGAUUUGCAGCGGUGGCCGGAACGGGCUGCUCAGGUUGUGGGAUGCCACCAUUAACAUCUAAACUUCUCUUGUUCUGUAUGUUCGUAUUUUUGAGUGUUGUAUUCUUUCAGAUCUCAUGCUCUGUAUCUAAAGCAUAAUGUAACAGAACGCAGUUUUGCCCCUUUUGUAUUCUUUACCCUUUAGUUUUUGCCUUCCCGAACCA